Molecule: messenger RNA, 710 nt
Organism: Centruroides sculpturatus (bark scorpion)
Lineage: Eukaryota; Metazoa; Arthropoda; Arachnida; Scorpiones; Buthidae
Product: histone H2B-like
Exons: 1
Coding region: 162-536 (124 amino acids)
Cellular component (GO): nucleosome
Molecular function (GO): DNA binding; structural constituent of chromatin; protein heterodimerization activity
Source: RefSeq, a predicted model, not a curated record
AACGAAUCAAUUACUCCGUUUAAUCCAAUCAAACGUUAGAAAAUCAAAUUACGGCUGGUUAUUGGUUAGCGCGCCGGUCACGUGUAGAAUUUUCAAUCCAUUCGCUCUGAUAUAAAUAGAAGAGUCCGUAACUGCGUCAUUGAGACGGUAGCAAGAGAAACAUGCCUCCACAACCUAGCGGAAAAGCGGUUAAGAAAGCGGGCAAGUCGCAGAAGAACGUUAGGGCCGGCGAUAAAAAGAAGAAAAAGAAAAGGAGGAAGGAAAGCUUUGGUAUAUACAUUUACAAGGUGUUAAAGCAAGUGCAUCCUGAUACUGGAAUCUCCAGUAAGGCCAUGUCCAUCAUGAACAGUUUCGUUAAUGAUAUAUUCGAGAGAAUUGCUGCUGAAGCAUCACGUUUGGCUCACUACAAUAAAAGGUCUACAAUUACCAGUAGAGAGAUCCAAACUGCGGUCAGAUUACUGUUACCUGGUGAAUUGGCUAAGCAUGCAGUCUCCGAAGGAACCAAAGCUGUUACUAAAUACACUAGUUCUAAGUAAACUGUGUUUGUUUUUUAAUUUAUGCACCCCUUAAAUUCCAUUUAGACCGGUUCAACAACCUCCUUGUUGAAGAAAUAAUGAAUUUAAUAUUAUUUAUGCUUGUACAAAAAUUGUUGACUAUAUUAUAAUGUAUUAUAAAGUAUGUUCAGAAUAAAUGGGUUUUAUCUUGUUGAA